Egretta garzetta (little egret) is the source of this 2925-nucleotide messenger RNA. RefSeq names its product jumonji domain containing 4 (gene JMJD4). Gene Ontology annotation, cellular component: nucleus; cytoplasm. Gene Ontology annotation, biological process: negative regulation of gene expression; protein hydroxylation; positive regulation of translational termination. Lineage: Eukaryota; Metazoa; Chordata; Aves; Pelecaniformes; Ardeidae. Gene Ontology annotation, molecular function: sequence-specific DNA binding; histone H4R3 demethylase activity. The record is from RefSeq and is a predicted model, not a curated record. The transcript has 6 exons. The coding region runs from base 329 to 1612 and encodes 427 amino acids.
GCUGGUCAUCCCCAGAGAGCAUGGUCGCCCUGGCAAGAAGGUGACGAGGGAAAAGCAACAUCUUCACCAUCCAUAGGGUGACUUUGUUGGCAGAUGUUCCACCAGCAUUAAACUUUAUAAGCUAUGGAAGAUCCUAAUUAGCCCAAUGUGAUGGGAUGCUCCUGCACUGCUUCCUGUUUUACCUCUGCCUGUUUAUAUUUUCCUGUGAGUUUUCAUGGAUUUAGAGACUUGACUCACGUUUUAAAGCAGGUUUUUUUUGUCCUAGCAUAACAGGAUAGCAUCUGGUCAACGUUGUCUUGGCUAAGCCAGGAAGGAUUAUCCAGCCUGCAUGGACAGGGCAACAUUCGCCUGUUCCACUGCCUUUUUUCGUGACUACAGCAGUUCAUCUCAGGGUGCAUUCUGCCUCCCCGGAGGGCACGUUGACUUUAUUGAAAAAGUAGAAUCGUUCACUUACUCAGACUUUUUCCGGGAUUAUUUGAUUCCCAACCAUCCCUGUAUUCUCUCAGCUAAAUUCACUGAAGACUGGGGCAGCAGGAGAAAUUGGGUUACUUGGGAUGGAAAGCCUAACUUUGAUCAUCUGCUGCAAAAGUUUGGAGAGGCUGUAGUACCUGUUGCCAACUGUGAUGUCAAGGAGUACAAUUCUAACCCGAAGGAGCAGCUCCCCUUCAAGGAGUAUGUAAAGUACUGGAAAGAGUACAUUAAAAAUGACUACCGUUCAUCCCGGGGAUGCCUUUAUCUAAAGGACUGGCACCUGAGCAGAGCUUUCCCUGAGCAAGAUGUUUAUACAACCCCUGUGUAUUUCUCAUCCGACUGGCUGAAUGAAUACUGGGAUGCUAUAGCUGUGGAUGAUUACCGGUUUGUCUACAUGGGACCUAAAGGUUCAUGGACUCCGUUCCAUGCUGAUGUCUUCCGUUCCUAUAGCUGGUCAGCCAAUAUAUGUGGGAGAAAGAAAUGGCUGUUGUACCCCGCGGGACAGGAGGAGUACCUGAAAGACCGCCACGGCAACUUGCCCUUCGACGUGACUGCACCUAGUCUUCAGGACAGGAGUGUUUACCCUCGCUACAACCAAAGUCAACCCCCUGUUGAAAUUGUUCAGGAAGCAGGGGAGAUAGUCUUCAUCCCCAGCGGAUGGCAUCAUCAAGUUUACAAUCUGGAGGAUACCAUUUCCAUUAACCACAACUGGGUGAAUGGCUGCAAUGUGGCUAUAAUGUGGUGCUUCCUGCAGGAUGAAUUAGCAGCUGUCCAGCGGGAAAUCAAUGAAUGGAAGGACCCUAUGGAUGAUUGGCACCUACAAUGCCAGUUGAUCAUGAAGUCUUGCACAGGUAUAGACUACAAGGAGUUCUACAACUUCCUCAAAGUUAUUGCAGAAAACAGGAUUUCUGUCUUGGAAAAUGGCCUCGAUGACGAAGCUUCGGCAAAGAACACUCCAAAAGCUGCCAUUUCCACCUUGGGCAUGCUCCAUGCAGUGUUUGAUUUAAAGAGGACUGUGAAGGUGUUAACAUCGCUGAGUGCUAAUGAAGAUUUCAAGAAACUAGACCUGACGUCACUUUCUCCACCUCCGGAGGCAUUGCUCCACCACUUGAAAGCAGCAAUAGAUACAGCACUACUCUAACUUCCUAUUUAUUCAGUUCUUUGUAAAAUGAACCUUUUGCAAAAUGGGUGUUUGUAGAAGACUGACUCCUCCCUGUUUAAUAGCUGUUGCAGUUGAAGUACAAAGAGCCUUAAUAUAGAGUGGGGAGAGAGUACAUUCAUAAGAUGACUGAAUACCUUUUAAGUUGACAGUGUUUGAGUGUCUGGUGUAAUUGGACAGCGAAAAAAAAAAAAAAAUCUCAGGUAAAGGAAACCCAAAUCACAUUAGUAUUAUAUUAUGAGCCCUGCUGGUGAGUAUGUAUUCAGGGGAGGGGAACAGAAAUUCACUGUGGAUCAAGCUUUGGUCUCCAGGGCCAAACACUGAGAUUGCAGUGGUCUGCACCGUGUUCCCUCUGCUUCUGAGAACACUGUAUACAGACAACAAACCAGCACGGCAGGCUCCAGCAGUUAAGCUCUGCUUUGUCUGGUCACACCUAAACUGCUUUAAGCCCUUUCCUGCUUCCAGGUGCAGCUCAGCCUUUCUUUUUCUUUUUGUUUUUUUUUUUUUCUCAGAUAUCAGAGGACACUAGUUAGUUACUUUCCCUUGAAGCCUGAGCUGACUCAACAGCAGUAGCCUGGAUGUGGAGGAGCUGACUGUACUAAUUUCCUGUACAGUGACAUCUCUCUAAAGCUGAAAGUCUCGGGUAGCAUCAGCUUUCAUACUGCUCCAGGGUCUGCAGGAUUAAACUGAACAUAUCAGGAAGCUGGAGUCCUGAUAACAAAUCUGCCACUAAUAAUUUAAGCACACGAUCCACCCAAAUUCAAAAGGAGGAACCUGAAUGUACUCUUACAUUUCUACACGCUAUUUCAAGGCACGGUAUUUUAUCAAGCAGAGAUCUGAUUAAUCAGGGAAGCUAGCAAGUAACCUCGUAUUAUCUCCUAAAAAAAGCCAUGCUGUUAACACACCAAAUAGCACUACUGCAUGGUUACACAGCACAAUUUGCAACCUGAAAGCUACCCUUGGGCUAAAAGAGCAUUUCCAGUGAAGCACUCCUCUCACGUUCACUGGUUGGUGAGAAAGCCUAGAAGCACAAGUGGCUGCACACUGUUAGUUGCCCCUUUAGGGCUCGCUUGAAUUAUAUCUCAAGAAUUUCCAGCUGACCUGUAAAAGCAACUAAUAACCAUAUGUUUAGAAAGUACAAUAGUAGAAAUCUUCAAUAGGCUGAAAAAUCCCAUUGUUUUCUAGGUAAUCCUGUGGAGUUUGUACAUGCAUGCAUUUUGCAUGUCCUGUUUUCUAGUAGAAGUUCUGCAUUACCUGAAAUUAAAAUCCAUACCCAGAGCAUGGAAGAAUGCAGU